UUUAUUCCGAAAGUUGUGUUUGUUUCUGUCAGUGCUCUGAAUUUAAUGUUUUUUGUGUUUGUUUUUAAUUGUUUGUUUAAAAUGCAUGUUUGUAUAAUAAAUUUAAGUAUAAUUUUAUAAUUAUGUGUAAAUAUGUCUUCUGAUAAUUGUUCUUUACAAGAAGAAGCCAACGAUGAAUUAUUAUUCGAUGAAAUUAUAGAAUUUUCACCGGAAACGGAAAUAGUCGUUGAAAACCAGGACAAUGUGAAACAAAUCACAGCUUUUCAAUGUUCAAAAUGUGAAUUUAUUGAUUCUAAGCAAGAAAUUGUUGAAAAACACCAGAAAUUCCAUGAAAAACCACCCGAAGAAUGCACAGAAGUUGUCAUUUAUGUAUGUAGUCUAUGCUAUGGCCAAUAUAACUCCAUUGAGGACCUUCGAGGUCAUAUGAUCGAAUUCCAUAAAUGCAAACCAAUCGAAAAGGAAACCAAAAAGUCGAAAGAUCAACCAAAGAAUGACCUUAAGACAGAUGAAAAUGAUACAGAGGCAGUCCCAUCAGUGUUGGCAAAAGAAGAAAAAGUAGAUAAUCCUCUGGCACUACUUCCAGUGCCUCUGAAGGACUUCAAAUUGAUUAUCAGAAGGAACCUUGUUCAUAAAUGCACUUUGAAGGGUUGUUCGUAUAAGUUAGAAAACGAGGAAAAGCUUCAAUUGCAUCUCAAGUGCCACAAAGAAGGGACCACCACGGAAUUCAAAUGCUACGAGUGUAGCAUCGAUGUGGAGAACUGGAGAAGAUGCUCGAUUCACCUAUUGAAGGCACACAGAAUCUCUGUGGGGUUACUUCAGUGUCCUCUGUGCUCAUAUUCAUCCUCAACAUCAGCUCGAGUCUGGCGCCACAUGCUCACCCAUCGAAAUUGGAAAUCGAAAGUCUUGAAGUCCAUGAAAACCAAGAAAAAAGAAGAAAAACCACCUCCGCCUCCCAGAACGAAGUAUUACGCUGAAAAGACAUGUGAAAUCUGUAAUCGAAAGUUUGUCAGCAGCAAGACCCUCUCAAAGCAUGUCAAAAGCGUUCACAACAAAAUUAAGCCAUUCAUAUGCAACGUUUGUGGCUUGAAGACGACAAGGAAAUCAGUUCUUUCUAUCCACAUGCGUCAGCACACUGGUGAGAAGCCCUUAGCAUGUAAGGUCUGCAAAUUCCGAACUCGAGACCCAAGCACCCUGCGAAGUCAUGAAAUGCGUCAUGGAAAAAAUCCAAAGAAACAGUGUCCAUCAUGCAACAAGUGCUUCAUUCAAGCUGCUGCCUUAAAACGUCACAUUCGCACAAAUCACCCCGAGGAAUUCAAGAAAAUCUCAUGUGAACUAUGCAAUUAUGUGACAAUUAGUGCUGAGAAACUGGAAGUACACAUGGGGGACCAUCGCAAAGGACUAAUUGUGAAUAAUGAAGACUCGUUGGAUGCAUCACGAGGAGAAUCAUUUAAGAACCCUGGAAAGUUUAAUGUGCAUCAUGGUGGCAAACAUAUUGGCAACGCAGAGAUUUCUUCGGAUUGUUUUCUACCAUUAGAGAGUGUUGAUUCAAUGCCACAUGUUCCAGCAGUGGAUACAGGAGGUGUCACCAUUCCAGCACCAUCGCACUCGGAGGACACGCAAUUUCCAACAUUUUUAAAUAACUAAGCUUUAGUGAAUGUGUAAAGUAUUGUGUUUUGUGCAUGUUUGUUUAAUUUUAAUUGAUUGACUAGUCAAGGAAUUAUUAAAAACGACAUAAAAAUUA
Molecule: messenger RNA, 1741 nt
Organism: Eupeodes corollae
Lineage: Eukaryota; Metazoa; Arthropoda; Insecta; Diptera; Syrphidae
Product: zinc finger protein 99
Exons: 8
Coding region: 133-1644 (503 amino acids)
Biological process (GO): regulation of transcription by RNA polymerase II
Cellular component (GO): nucleus
Molecular function (GO): DNA-binding transcription factor activity, RNA polymerase II-specific; RNA polymerase II transcription regulatory region sequence-specific DNA binding
Source: RefSeq, a predicted model, not a curated record